This is a messenger RNA of Herpailurus yagouaroundi (jaguarundi), 962 nucleotides long. RefSeq lists its product as uncharacterized. The transcript has 4 exons. The record is from RefSeq and is a predicted model, not a curated record. NCBI's taxonomy places the organism in Eukaryota, Metazoa, Chordata, Mammalia, Carnivora, Felidae. The coding region runs from base 1 to 684 and encodes 227 amino acids.
AUGGCAGUUGCAGCAGGGAUGCUAAUGGGACCACUGAGAAGAGAGAAGCAAGAGUGGGCCACUGGCUCCUAUCUCUCCCAUGAAAUGUGGGCAGCUUUCCCCUCUCUAGACCUGGGCCUCCCCAUUGGAAAGGAACACUUUGGUCUGUAUAGUCAGGCCACCUCAGGCUCUCGUACCCCAGUUUGGGAUCACUGCAUCUGCUUUCUCGGGAACAGAUCAGUAUUUCUAUGGCAAGGGAGGCUGGAGAAGAGUCUCUGCAGGACCAAGAAGAGGCCCCUUUGCUCACUUGCAUCUGGGAAAGAGGGUUGCAAUUUGCAUGAAAGAGGCAGGCAGCAGUACACAGAUGGCAGCUCUGUAAUUGCAUUUCUGUGCCUCAUAGCUCCUGGAGCACUGCAUCUGGGACUGCUGGGUUCCUUCAAACUCAGUUCCAGGGAGACCAGGACUGAGAAGAACCGGCUUGCUGAAGGUCCCUCCUGCACCUAUGUGGAAGGCCCGGGAGGUCAACUACUGCCCAGGGAUGCAGCCUGGGGAGAAUUUCUGAGCUGUAUGGCCCAGUGUGGACCUUGGCAUAUCCUGGAGACUGUUACAAUCUGCCUUCAAACCCUCUUACUUCACAGGGUCCCCAGAUAUUUGGUUAAACAUCAUCCUGGGUGUGUCUGUGAAGGUGUUUCUGGAGCAGAUUAACAGUUGGACUCGUAGACUGCUUAAAACAGAUUUCCCUCCUCUAUGUGGGUGGGUCUCAUCCAAUCUGUUGGAGGUAUGAAUAGAACAAAGGUGCAGAUAAGAGAAUUCUCUCUCUCUACUUGACUGAGGUGGCACAUGUGUCUUCUCUUACCUUCAGACUCAGACUUGGACCGUAUCUCACACCAUCUGCCCUCCUGGUUCUCAGGCCUCCUGCUUGCUGACUAAAUAUUUUGGGACAUUUCAGCCUCCAUAACCAUGUGAGCUGAUUCUUUAUAAUA